This is a messenger RNA of Mucor velutinosus, 1293 nucleotides long. RefSeq lists its product as uncharacterized. Gene Ontology annotation, biological process: regulation of DNA-templated transcription. The transcript has 7 exons. The coding region runs from base 1 to 1293 and encodes 430 amino acids. The record is from RefSeq and is a predicted model, not a curated record. Lineage: Eukaryota; Fungi; Mucoromycota; Mucoromycetes; Mucorales; Mucoraceae. Gene Ontology annotation, molecular function: zinc ion binding; RNA polymerase II transcription regulatory region sequence-specific DNA binding; DNA-binding transcription factor activity, RNA polymerase II-specific. Gene Ontology annotation, cellular component: nucleus.
AUGACAAAUCCCACUUUAAAAGCAGUAGAUAACACUACUAAUGAAACGAGUGAAUCGAGCAAUGAUACUGCUGCCAACAGCAACAGCAAUCAAAAAAAGAAGAGAACUGGGCCCAAGAGGAGAAAAGUUACCCAUGCCUGUGUUUAUUGUAGAAGAUCGCAUAUGACUUGUGAUGAUGGACGACCCUGUCAACGCUGUAUCAAACGUAGUAUAGGCCAUCUUUGCCAUGAUGAAAUCAAGAAUACAGGCACGAGUAACAACAACGGCAGUGCCAAAAAGUCAAAAGCUGCCAAUCAUGCCAAUGGUUCUGUCAACAGAGCUACAGCAAACUCUUCCCCAUCCAACGCCACCACUGCCACCAACACUUCAGCUGCUUCAACCACACCUUCCAUACCUGUUGUACCACAACAUCUCGUUGCAACGCCUAGUAAUUUGGGUGGAUUACCACUUCAGUUCUUUGGCCAAAUGGGUUCUGGUCAAUUGACAUUUGCUAGUGAGCAUAUGGGCAAUGAGAUAUCCGUGAUUAGUAAUUUCCUUGAUUCACUUGGAUCAGAAGCUCAAAUCUUUCGGCCCGCAACAGCAUUACAGCAACAGCAGCAACUGCAACAAGCACAACAGCAGGCACAGGAGGUCAACUCUACGGAAAAGUUCUUUUUGACAGCUGCAGAUCCAUCUGACGGAAGAUUAGAAGAUCGCUUAACAGAAGUCAUCAAUGCAAAAUACGAAGCUGGGUUCUUGAAGCCCUACAACUACGUGAAUGGUUAUGCAAGGCUUCAGAAAUACAUGGACAGCAAUAUGUCGGCCUCAACCAGACAGCGCAUCCUCAAUGUGAUGGGAACCUUUCGUCCUGCAUUUCGAUCUGUUGCUCAAUCAUUGACGGAUAUUGAUUUGAUUUUGGUGGAAGAAGCAUUUGAGCGUUUGCUUUUAGAUUAUGAUAGAGUGUUUAGUUCGAUGGGCAUUCCUGCUUGUCUGUGGAGACGUACAGGCGAGAUCUACAAGGGAAACAAAGAGUUUGCUUCACUCGUCAAUGUGCCCAUUGAAAAUCUUCGGGAAGGCCGAUUAUGCAUAUAUGAACUCAUGGCGGAAGAAUCAGCAGUGAAUUACUGGGAGAAAUAUGGGAACAUUGCGUUUGAUCCCGGGCAAAAAGCAGUUUUGACAUCUUGCUUGCUAAAGAGCACAACUCCACCACAAUCGAGCGUGAUAUCAUGCUGCUUUUCAUUUACCAUCAGGCGAGAUAAAUAUAAUAUACCUACGGUGAUUGUUGGCAACUUUUUACCUGUGCAGUUGCAGUGA